CCGCCCGGUCUGACCGGCGUGGUCUGCUCUGCGCCCCGUCGGCUGUGGGCUGGGGACCCGAGUGGGAGGGCUGCUCCUCGUCCCACGUCCAGGAAGUCAAACUGCAGGAGGGAGGGCGAACACAGGAGGCGGGGCCCGGUGCCGCGGGGCCGCCGACGUGGCUGUGUUUUGUGGGAGGUGGGGUUAGGUACCACCACCCCCACCCCGCCACGGGCCGGGGAUCCCAGGGCCGGCGACGGCGUCCCCAGCUCUCUGCACCCGAUGGCGGACCCCCGUCCCGAUCCUGCCUCCGAGCCCGAGGCGGUGUUCCCGCGGGAGGUCGGGCUCUUCGCCGACUCGUACUCGGAGCGGAGCCGCUUCUCCUUCUGCGGGCACGUGCUGAGCAUCACGCAGACCUUCGGGUCGCGCCUCGGGGUGGCCGCGCGCGUGUGGGAUUCGGCUCUGAGCCUGUGCAACUAUUUCGAAAACCACAAGGUGGAUUUCCGAGGCAAGAAGGUGAUCGAACUGGGCGCGGGGACCGGCAUCGUGGGGAUCCUGGCAGCGCUGCAGGGGGGGGAUGUUACCAUCACUGACCUGCCCCUGGCCCUAGAACAGAUCCAGGGCAACGUCCAGGCCAACGUGCCAGCUGGAGCCCGGGCCCAGGUCCGCGCCUUGUCCUGGGGGAUUGACCAGCAUGUCUUUCCUGGCGACUAUGACCUGGUGCUGGGGGCUGACAUUGUGUAUCGGGAGUCCACCUUCCCACUGCUGCUGGGGACACUCCAACACCUGUGCGGGCCCCAGGGCACCAUCUAUCUGGCCUCCAAGAUGAGAGAGGAGCAUGGCACAGAGAGCUUCUUUCAGUACCUCCUGCCCCAGCAUUUCCGCCUGGAGCUGGCCCAGCGGGAUGAGGAUGAGAAUGUCAACAUCUAUAGGGCCAGGCACAGGGAACGAAGACCUGUUUGAUGUCAUCCUGCUCCUCCGAAUCCCUUGUCUUAAUGCCAUAUCUCCAAAGCCAGAAACAUAAGGACCAAAAAGGAUGGAUUUCCCUUGCCUCUCUCUUUCCUCCUUCCCUCUUACUUUCCAGAUACACUUGGGCAGGUACAGGGAAGUGCCUGCUGGCUAAGAAUCCUAGAGCCCCAGCAGCGCUGGAUUAGAGCACAAAGGAAGUUCCUAGCUCUUGUUCUCAGCAAAAGAUGAUGAUGGGAGGGUAUCCAGGGUUUUUAGGGAAAGGGGAGGUAAAUAAGAUGUGAGAACAUUGGCUGCAGAGACUGCCACUGAUCACAUCCAGUCCCACUAUUGUCUUUUUAUACAGAAUAUGUGUAUUUGCCCAGAUUCUACUGGAAUUUUUUUUUUUU
Pipistrellus kuhlii (Kuhl's pipistrelle) is the source of this 1334-nucleotide messenger RNA. RefSeq names its product EEF1A lysine methyltransferase 3 (gene EEF1AKMT3). NCBI's taxonomy places the organism in Eukaryota, Metazoa, Chordata, Mammalia, Chiroptera, Vespertilionidae. The record is from RefSeq and is a predicted model, not a curated record. Gene Ontology annotation, molecular function: protein-lysine N-methyltransferase activity. Bases 262 to 942 code for a protein of 226 amino acids. Gene Ontology annotation, biological process: peptidyl-lysine methylation. The transcript is spliced from 3 exons. Gene Ontology annotation, cellular component: cytoplasm; cytosol.